CCCUGAGUGGAUAUCUUUGUUCGGCCGAGGGGGUAGUGGAAAGUCCUGCCACUAACUGAGCCGGGUCCAUUGCCAAGAGGCACCUAUUAGUAGUAUGCCCGGUAGACUAAGUAAUCUACAGGGAACUGCAAUUGUGUCCAAGGUCGCAAUAAACCUAGUCGACGUGACUUUGCAUCUUACUAGAUUCUGUGGUUAUUGGGGGUUCUCGUCGGGUCUGCUGUGUCAGCUAUCUGUGCAGAGCUGGGACAGCACACAGAGGGAACACACGCACACAGCCGAGUGAUAUCAGCAUUGGAGAAAGCAGAGCACUCUACCGGUAGCAUCUGACAACACUGGUGACCCCGACCGCUGAUCUGGUGAGUAAGCGAACCUGCCGUGGUAAAAAUCGCAAUCAAACCUCGAGCUAGGAAACCCCCUGAUCCCCUCCCUUAUAAUCCCCACGGAGUUUAAUAACUCUUGGACCCGCUGGAUUGCCAGUAAAGGGGGUCCAUAUGAAUUUAAAAAAGAGAGUGGGGAAACAUGGACUGGUAUAUGUAGAGCGAUGGUAGAAACCAAGGCUCUAAAAAAUAAUAAAAAUAAAAAAGCAAGAAUUCUGCAACUAAUGUCUAUGGUAUAGUGAAAUGGUUGAAACAGCAUGCCACAAAUUUGUCAGGGCAAGUAACAGUAACAAAGAAAGAGUUAAAAGAAUCAAAAGAAGCUACACAGCCCUGGAAUGCUCCCACUGCCCUUGCAGGGUGGCAAGCAGCCCAGAGACAACCAGUACAGGAACAGAGUGAAACACUGAAAACAGCUGCAAGUAACCUACAAAAAAUACAUGUGCCGUCCCCUGUUAUAAAUAUUGGUGUUAAACAGCAGGCUUCAGGUAGCUACCCUGUGCCUGAAGAAUGGGGACAGAAGUGGAAAAAGCUGGUCCUAGUAAAAUUAAAAGAUGAAGCGGGGUCCACUGCAUUGCAACCACCACCUUAUGAUAAAAGCCAGGUUCCAGUUAAACUUAAACUGAGACCUAGACUGGUGCCUGUCAGAACAAGACAAGUAAGUGCACAGAAGGAAAGAGUAGCAAACAAUACUUUCACAGAAUUGGUAAAUCAGAUGAAGGAAAAUAUGGAACAGUUCACAGAGCACAUUAGGAGACAGGAACUGCGACUCGAUCGCAGGAGAGUGAAUAAAAAAGAAUUUCAAAGUAAAAAACCAAAAUUAAGUGGGUUAACACAUAGAAUUGAUGCAUUAACACAUGGAGUUGCCCAAAACCAGUUAACUGCAGCAAAAAAGGGCACUCCCGCCAUCCAUUUGGCAUGCACACAAAAGCAACAGACAUUGGGGGGACAAAUUCAGGUUUUACAAGAGCAGGUAACUACCCCCAUUCUCCUCUCAAAGCCAGGAUAAAAAACAGGGGCGCGGUUCCUAACUGUGCAGGUUCCCAACUGCUUUGACCCAUGAAACCACACUCCGCGCUCAUAUCUGAAAAUAGAACCUUCUUUCUCAAAUAUUUUUACAUACCAGUUAAGUUUUGUCCUUUAUAUGCUUUCUUAGUUUGCUAAAUUUGCUGCUGCUGCCUGUACUUUCAAAUAUCUUGAUAGAGUUAAUCUCUCUUGGCUCAGGUCUCACUACCUUCCUAGGUUGCUAUUCACCCACCCCCUUUCCCCCGCCUCUCCUCAAUUCUGCUCUCUUUGUUUUAAAAGUUAAAAGUUAUAGUUUUUACAGAAACCUCCAAAAGAUAAAGCAAUUGAAAACAGAAUAAAACAAGAAACAAAAAGAAAACAAGGUUUUUUUAAAUUUGUUAUUCAAAGAAAAAAUGUAAGGGGAAACCUCAACAUUAAGUAAAAUGAGUGGUGGGUUAGCACCAAGUAAAAGCACAGUGUAUGUGUCCAACUUGCCCUUCUCUCUGACCAACAACGACUUAUACAGGAUUUUUUCCAAGUAUGGGAAAGUUGUUAAAGUUACUAUUAUGAAGGACAAAGACACCAGGAAGAGUAAAGGAGUUGCAUUUAUUUUGUUUUUGGAUAAAGAAUCUGCACAAAACUGUUCUCGGGCGCUUAACAACAAACAAUUAUUUGGAAGAGUGAUAAAAGCAAGUAUUGCUAUUGACAAUGGAAGAGCAGCGGAAUUCAUCCGUAGACGUAACUACUUCGAUAAAUCUAAAUGUUAUGAAUGUGGGGAAACAGGACACUUAAGUUAUGCUUGUCCUAAAAAUAUGCUAGGAGAACGUGAGCCUCCAAAAAAGAAAGAAAAGAAGAAAAGGAAGAAAAUAGUUGAACCAGAAGAAGAACUUGAAGAAGAGGAAGAAAGCGAAGAUGAGGGUGAAGAUCCUGCCCUGGAUAGCCUCAGCCAGGCCAUAGCUUUUCAGCAAGCCAAAAUUGAAGAAGAGCAGCAAAGAUGGAAACAGACUGCAGGGGAACCUUCAACGUCUGACGAUUCGAGAAGACCACGGAUUAAAAAAAGUGCAUAUUUCAGUGAUGAGGAAGAAUUUAGUGACUGAUUUAUAUAUACAUAGAGUGUACAUUUGUACAGUAUUACAAAGCUGUCUGUAAUAUAGCUUUGUUUUAGAGCUAAAGAAAGUUGCUGCUAAAACUUGUGCUAUCAUAAAUUAAACAAAAAUACUAAUUUCUAAUGAUACUUCUAAUACAAUGUCUGGUUUCAAAUAUCAUGUUUCUGAAUUUUUAAUUUGAGUUUAGCAUCCUGAGUUAGACCUGGAUCCUUCAGCAUGUAACAUUGAGGCCUUAAUGUUUCAGCCCUGGGUAGAGGGACAAACCCAAGGCUUGUGCACCACUUAAGUUCUGUUUGCCAGUGGAGCUUGCUUUGGUCCGUCCUCAUGGGGCUGAAUUUCACCCUCAGUGACCAUUAUUCUAAAGUGUAGGCUGUUGUAAUAGGAUAACUGCAAAAUAGAAUCUAAAUUGCCAACUGCUAUGUUAUAACUUUAGUCAGUGUUUGUGAAACAAUUUAGCAAGUUGCUGUUAUUUAAGAGGAACAUUAAAAGGCUUUAUUCUGUUUUUGUUCUGGAUCUAUGUACAGUUUUAGUAAUUAAUCAUUGCUUAUCCUAAAACUACUAUUGAAAAUACAAUCUUUCUGGGAAUCACAAAAGUUAAGUGAGAUGUGGUGUUUAGGAAUGUUGUUUACUGAAAAUCUCCAUGAGAAUUUUUUAAAGAUUGCUGGCAAUUUUAUUUUAAUGCAUUAGAGGAAUAUGUGUAUUUUUAAUGAAUAUGCUUUCUUUUUUUAAAUAAAUAUUUGAAGACUCUCAGUGGA
Molecule: messenger RNA, 3240 nt
Organism: Malaclemys terrapin pileata
Lineage: Eukaryota; Metazoa; Chordata; Testudines; Emydidae
Gene: ZCRB1
Product: zinc finger CCHC-type and RNA binding motif containing 1
Exons: 9
Coding region: 1823-2476 (217 amino acids)
Biological process (GO): mRNA splicing, via spliceosome
Cellular component (GO): U12-type spliceosomal complex
Molecular function (GO): zinc ion binding; RNA binding
Source: RefSeq, a predicted model, not a curated record